AUGGCGUCGUCAGCUCUUUCCGGGCCCUGUGUGGCUCUUGUCCUCCUCUUCUUCGGUUUGACCUCCUGCACUCCUUCCAGCCCGCCCUCCGACCACUGCGCAGCCCUCGAACAGAGUCGCUUCUUCGGCGUGUUCUCGUCCACGACCAACCUGCCCUCUGCGCCGUGCUCCUGGACCCUGCAGAACCCCGACCCCCGCCGCUACACCGUCUACAUGAAGAUCACCAAACCGACCGAUUCCUGCACUCCGAGGCAGAUCAGAACCUUCCAGUUCGACUCUUUCAUCGAGACGUCGCGUACCUACCUGGGCAUGGAGAGCUAUGAUGAGGUAGUCAGGCUGUGUGACGCUUCAACCACCGUCACCUACAUUGAAUCCAGCAAGCAGUUCCUGCAGAUCCGCAAGGUGGCCUCGAGUAACGGCCCGGAGAUUGCGAAUACACGGGACAAGAAUGCCGUCAGCGAGUUCAAGGCUGAGUUUCUAGUUGUGGGGAAAAGGAACCCGAGUAUGCCCGCCUGCCAGAUGCUGUGCCAGUGGCUGGAGAAGUGCCUGUCUACGAGUACCCACGAGUAUCCCUGUGGCAUCAUGAACACCCCUUGCCAGUGUUGGGAGACCCCAAAAAGAAAGCCGGGGAGCUGCUUCAGGGGUGGUGUCUACGUUGAGAAAUGCGUUCCAGUGCCCAGAAACAACGAACAAAACGCUGAAAUCAUCAAGGGCUGGGCUGGUUGGAGCCGUUGGUCCGUUUGCAGUCAGGAAUGCGGGGGUGGCGUCCAGGUGCGCAGCCGAGCCUGUCAGCCCGAUGACGCUGUAUGCGAGGGCACCGUUGAGGAAGGGCGGGCAUGCAACCCACGGCCCUGUAUAGGCAAUGAACGUAGCAAGAGCCAGGGUCUGAGGGCCAUUGUUGGUAUGGGGAGAGACCAUGCCGACGAUUUUAGCUUCGGAGGAGCUGCAACCCAAAUCGCAACUACUAAGACAGACGAGUGGUCCCCUUGGAGCGCAUGUUCAGUGACGUGCGGAGAAGGCUGGCAAAGCCGCACCCGUGUCUGCGCGACUUCCUCCUUCGCCACCCAGUGCACCGGCCCCCUGCGUGAAAACAGACCUUGCAACAACACGGCCGUCUGCCCAGUUGAUGGCACCUGGGACGAAUGGACCCCGUGGAGCUUGUGUUCAUCCACAUGUGGUCGGGGUUACCGUGACCGCACCCGCACAUGCAGGCUGCCCCAAAAUGGAGGAGAGCCUUGCAAGGGCCCUUCAAGACAGAACAAGCUCUGCAACAUUGCUGUAUGCCCCGUGGACGGACACUGGAACGAGUGGUCGGUGUGGAGCCCUUGUUCUGCUUCUUGCUCCAACGGUACCAUGCAGAGAACACGAGAAUGCAACGGCCCAUCCUACGGAGGCUCAGAGUGCCACGGGGGCUGGAAAGAAGUCAUCAACUGCUUCCUGAAAGAGUGCCCUGUUGAUGGGCGCUGGCAUGCUUGGAGCUCGUGGGGCAGCUGCAGCAGGACUUGCGGUGGCGGCAUCCAGCAGAGACAAAGAGUUUGUGAAGGGCCUUUCUUUGGUGGGGAGCCUUGCCCUGGUGAAAGAGGAGAGCAGAAGCGCUGCAAUGAGAAGAGAUGCCCCGAGCCCCAUGAGAUUUGCCCUGAGCAGAACGACGGAGAUGUUGUGUGGAAGAAAACUCCCGCUGGAGACAUGGCUGCCAUCUCGUGUCCGGCUGACACCGCAGGUCUGAUUCUUCGCCGGUGCAGUCUUAAUGCUGUCGGCCUCGCCACCUGGGAGAGCCCAACCUACAUCAAGUGUGUCUCUAAGAACUAUGAGAACAUUCAGAUGCUGUCACGAGACUACAGCUCCAAAGCAAAGACGGCACAAAGCGUAGAUGGCAUCGCUGAGGCGAUUUCACGUCUGAGGUUCUUAACCGACGAAGGCGCAACAUUCAGCGGCGACCUCAUGGCCGUCAUGGAAAUCCUCGAGAACAUCACCGAGACGUACAAGGCGACGAGGCUGAGGCUCAGCAACGCGGAUGUAGAGAACUAUGUCCAGACCAUCAGCAACCUGUUGAAAGAGGAACAUCAUGACAAAUGGGAAGAGGCACAGCUGAUGGGUGCCAAUGUUAAGGAAUUCUUCCGUCUCGUCGAGGAGUCGGUGAACAUGAUCGGUAUGCAAAUGAGCGGCUUCCAGGACAUUUACGAAGUCACCGAGAAUUUAGUGCUGAGCAUCCAUAAGCGGCCGACGACGACAAGCAACAACUUCACUUUCCCUGCUAAGGGCUGGAGGGGCAUGUUAGACUGGGUCAGGACCGCUGAGGAGAAAAUAUCAGUUUCCAGAGAUGCUUUGGCCAUUGAGCACAGUGAUGGAAAUGAUGCAUUUGUGACUGGCAUUGUCCUCUACAGAAACCUCACUUCCUUUCUUUCCUUUCAGAGCAACAGCACUCUGCUCAAUUCAAAGGUAGUGACAGUGAUCGUCAAGCCUACACCUGCCCUUUUGUCUUCUCCCGUCGAGAUUGAGUUCCCGCAUCUCCACAACGGCACUAUGAAUGAGACAUGCCUCUCGUGGGACGAAAGUGAAACAUCCUCCCUGCUUGGAUCGUGGUCUGCUCGGAGCUGCAGAGCCGUAGCCGUUCAUUCAUUCAGAACCAAAUGCGUGUGUGACAGCCCCUCCACCUUCGCCAUUUUAGCGCGCGUCAACUUCGACUCGAUCAUGGACAAGGCGCUUCUCCCGUCCGUGACUCUCAUAGUUGGCUGCGGGGUGUCUUCUCUCACCCUGCUCCUCCUCAUCAUCAUCUACGUCUCCGUGUGGAAGUAUAUCCGCUCUGAGCGCUCUGUUAUCUUGAUAAACUUCUGCCUGUCUAUUAUUUGCUCCAAUGCGCUCAUUCUCAUUGGACAAACUCAGGCCCGCAAUCAGGUGGUGUGCACACUGGUAGCAGCUUUCCUGCACUUCUUUUUCCUUUCCUCUUUCUGCUGGGUGCUGACAGAAGCUUGGCAGUCCUACAUGGCCGUCACUGGUCGUCUGCGCAACCGCAUCAUCCGCAAGCGCUUCUUGUGCUUGGGAUGGGGCCUCCCUGCAUUGGUGGUGGCCGUGUCUGUGGGUUUCACAAAAGCCAAGGGAUAUGGCACCGUCAACUACUGUUGGCUCUCUCUUGAGGGCGGGCUCCUCUACUCCUUUGUUGGCCCGGCUGCAGCUGUUGUUUUGGUGAAUAUGGUCAUUGGUAUUCUGGUCUUUAACAAGCUCGUAUCCAAGGACGGCAUUACCGACGUGAAGCUGAAGGAGAGAGCUGGGGCAUCACUGUGGAGCUCCUGUGUGGUUCUGCCUCUCUUGGCCCUCACGUGGAUGUCUGCUGUACUGGCCAUCACAGACCGCCGUUCUGCCCUCUUCCAAAUCCUCUUUGCUGUUUUCGACUCCCUGGAAGGUUUCAUCAUUGUCAUGGUCCACUGCAUCCUCCGUAGAGAGGUUCAGGAAGCUGUUAAGUGCAGAGUAGUUGACCGCAAGGAUGACGGCAAUGGAGAUUCUGGAAGCUCACAUCACAAUGGCCACAACCAGUUUACGCAGUCGGAUAAUGAAAAGGAUGGAGAUUCAUGCAGACAAGGAAUGAGCGGCUCAUCAGAAGAGAAGAUGUCCCCCCCUCAAAUGCCUCUUCCCAUGGGCCCCAACUUCCACACCCUGCCAUCCAACAAGACCCACAUGCAAGCAGUUCCUGAAUAUUCCAGCCACACUCUCACCUUGAAGAGAGAGAAGAGCCGCCUGGGUGGGGGAGGCGACCCAUCCUGUGGAAAACCCGUGUACGUGUGUGAGGGUGAGCUCUUCCAGCAGUUGGAUGUUGAUCUCGCUCGGGUUCAGGCAGAGGGCGGAGUCUCUGACGGCAGCGGUUACGUGCUCAUGCCCAACACGACGUCCACCCUGAGAUCCAAGCCCAAAGACGACCCGACGAAGUACACCAUCAGCGUCGAACAACUACCGCAGGCCAGACUCAUGCACCUAAGUGGCCCCUUUGCUGAGCCGCAAGCUGCCUUCGGGAUCAAGCCAAUUCCCUGCGACCAGGUCAGCGUGUCCUAUUCCGAGAGGGACUCACCCAUCCAAAACAUCCACAACAUGUCCAGCGAGUCUCACAUCACUCACAGCAGCCUGGAGAAUACCUUUGAGUCGAUGAACUCGAUGAUGUCCAAAAGCGAGACCAUCUCCACCUUGUCCAUGAGCUCCUUGGAGCGACAAAAGUCCCGGUAUGCUGAGCUUGACUUUGAGAAAAUAAUGCACACAAAGAAGCGUCACCAGAACAUGUUCCAGGACCUGAACAGGAAGUUACAUCAUGCGGAUAAAGACAGAGAGUCGCCAGCCUCUGACAGCAAGUCUGUGAGAUGGAGCGUAUCAUCAGCAGGAAGUGACAAAACGAACCACAGCGACAAACAGCAGGGUCCCUUGGAGAGGCCAUGGGAAGGGGUACGGGGCUUACCGCAGCAGUCUCCCCCCGCGUGGGUCCGCAAAGACUUGGAGCCUCUGGCUGCCUCACCGCUGGAGCUGCACUCUGUGGAGUGGGAGAAGAGCAGCACCCCCAUCCCCCUGGUGGGUCAGGACAUCAUUGACCUGCAGACAGAAGUCUGAGGGCAAGGGGCUAGCAAGCAAGGCCGCGUUAUUUUACCUCGGUUACCUUUUGGGCUUGGGCUCCUGUAUUGGUAAAAUACGAAAAAGUACGAAAGUUAGAAAGUGAGAAAGUAGGUCCGAGAAUCAAUGUCUUCAAAUCCUCAGCCAGAGCAGGAAGAAGGGAGUGGGUGGGUUAAGAUUGGAAGAUAGAGUGGGGUGGUUUAUUAUCGUUGCCUCUCUGAGUGGACUUGGCUCGGGAGGUCAAGGGGCUGGCGGAGAGUUCCGGGGUCCAAAUAGAGCAGAACUGGCUGUGGUUCCCUUAGUGUUCCUAAAACCUGGAGUUUAGAUGGUGUGGCUCAUGACAUCUGCUGUGCUUCUUCUGACACUCAGCUCAACUUCAGAGACAAACAAAACAAUAUAUUAUGGGAUCUCCUCCCUGCUUUUGGGGAGGAACAACCAGAACUCUUGGAUGCUCCUCUUCCAGCCCAGUCCCCUUCCAAAAUGGGAUAGAGCAAAAGCAGCCCGGUUCAUAUUUGGAGUUUGAUAGGCACAGAUUUUGUUUCUUGUUCAAUUUUAUCCUUUCGAUUGGUUUUCACACCUGGAAGUCUUUUUUUUUUUUUUUUUAAGCUCUUAAGACUGUUCUGUGAUACAUUAUACUAAGAUCUAUUUAGGCUGUUUGUUAAUGAUUAUUUUACAGUUAUCAUUACCACUGUUAUCUUGU
Molecule: messenger RNA, 5287 nt
Organism: Phycodurus eques (leafy seadragon)
Lineage: Eukaryota; Metazoa; Chordata; Actinopteri; Syngnathiformes; Syngnathidae
Product: adhesion G protein-coupled receptor B1-like
Exons: 31
Coding region: 1-4587 (1528 amino acids)
Biological process (GO): negative regulation of angiogenesis; adenylate cyclase-activating G protein-coupled receptor signaling pathway; cell surface receptor signaling pathway
Cellular component (GO): postsynaptic density; plasma membrane; dendrite
Molecular function (GO): G protein-coupled receptor activity
Source: RefSeq, a predicted model, not a curated record